Molecule: messenger RNA, 2366 nt
Organism: Cydia amplana
Lineage: Eukaryota; Metazoa; Arthropoda; Insecta; Lepidoptera; Tortricidae
Exons: 6
Coding region: 133-2349 (738 amino acids)
Biological process (GO): transmembrane transport
Cellular component (GO): membrane
Molecular function (GO): monocarboxylic acid transmembrane transporter activity
Source: RefSeq, a predicted model, not a curated record
CCUACAUACAUCAUAUGUGAGGCUAACGCAAUAAAAAGUUAUCAGUUUUGUCCGUAACGUAUCAAAGACUGCACUGUCCCGUCCUCAUUUAUAUAUAAUUUAUUAAAUUAUAAAUGUUAGUGGAUAAAAAGGAUGGCGAAAUCAAAGGAGAUGAAAUCUAAAGUGAAAAUGGAAGGUGAAUUCAUCCCCCCGGACGGAGGCUGGGGGUGGAUGAUUAUUAUUGCCGCUGGAUUUUCUAACCUGUCGGCUCUGCCGAUGCUGCAGCAGUUCGGGCUGUUGUUCCGCGACAGGUUCUCCAGCCUCGGCAUCACCAGCUCGGAGACCACCACCAUCAUUAACAUGAACUCGGCGCUGACCUCUUGCGUCGGUUUAGCCAACGGGCCAGUAUUUAAAACAUUCACAUACCGCCAGGUGUCGCUGGCUGGAGCGUGCGUGGUCUUCGUUUCAUUAGUUCUGUGCACAUUUUCGUACAACUUCGUCACCUACCUCGUAUCGUUUUCUAUACUCUAUGGUGCUGGAUACGGAAUAAGCAGCUCAGCUAAUGCACUUGCUUUAAACACUUACUGGAAGAAUAGAAGACGUCUAGCGACCGGCCUCUCAUGGACUACCACAGGGCUUGGGCCUAUGUUAUGGCCACACAUUAUUACCGGUCUGAUCUAUCUCUUUGGCGAAGAUGGAUGCAUUCUUCUUAUAAGUGGGUUUUCCUUACAUGCCAUCGCUUGCGCAUUACUACUUCAACCAGUGGAAUGGCACUGCAAAUCUACUAAUCAAGAAAAUGGUGACGAAGAAAAAUUAUUGGGCUCUGAACAAUCUGACAAAAAGGAUAAAGAAAGUGGUUAUUUCAGCAAUAUGUCAAAAUUUAAGAAUAUCAGUGCUUUUUCCAGUCAGUAUAUUUAUAAUGAGGAUGAUCCAGUUAAUACAGGAUAUGAAAUCACGGACCCAGGAGUGCCCAUGAUGUUGCGUGCCAACGACGGCUAUUUCAGUCAAUCAAGACAAUCGAGAAGCAGGAUAUCUUCAAGGGAUGGCUCAGCUAAAACUUCCCGCAUGAAUUCAAAAAAACCUUCAUUGUCAAAUCUAACUGAAAAUCGAUCUCGCAAAUCUUCUACGUUAUACCUUAACGAAUCUAAAAAAAACUCUGCUGUAAAUUUAGGAGCCAUGGCUCAAGAAAGAGACAAUUAUAAACCGAAAAGAAAAACUUCGAUCACCCAAACGCAGAUUCCAGAAUCGGAAAUAGAAGACUGCCCGACACUUAAAGCUCCUCAAGAUCUUAAAGCUGAUGAAAAGGUAGUUGUUGAAAAUAUAGAUCCAGAAAAAGCUAAAGUUAUUGCAGAUAAGGCUGAAAAACAUUUAGCUGGCAGUAAAAGUCUAAAAUCAUUCAAAAUGGAAGGUCAGUAUGGCGAGACAUAUAACAAAGACAAUCAUAGCAAUAUAUCGUUUAAAAAUCAAGACGAUGUUGAUGAACGAAAAUAUUUAAGAGAUAAUGCCAGCAACCAAUCAUACCGUACUAGAUAUAGACGUAAAUCGAAUAAUUUUAAUUACGAAAGUGAAGUGUUAAAACAAGCUUCUUUGAAAUUAGAACAAUAUGUAAAAGAUAACGAAGACCCUGAUAAGUUCAAAUUGUUAAUUAAUGGCCAGUUAGAUGAUGAUGUGUUUGAAGAAAAAACAGAAAACAAGGAUGUUGAAGAUGAUGAUGAAGUAGAGCUUACGUUUUGUCAAAAAGUGGCAAUAUUCUUCGAUUUAGAUUUGCUGAAAGACUUUACUUUCAUUAACUUAAUGCUCGGAAUCACGUUAGCUAACUUUAAUGAACUAAAUUUCUCUAUCCUAACGCCAUUUCUACUAGGUGAUUACGGUAUGAGUAAAUCUGAAGUGGCUUUCUUUAUGUCGUUGCUAGCGGGAGUGGACAUUUGCGUCAGAUUCUGCAUCCCUUUCGUUGCUGGGAAAAUAGGAUGGGACAACAAUUCGUUUUUCCUCUUUGGUGUCUUAUCAAUGGCAAUGGGUAGAGUGGUUCUCGCCUACUACCAGACGUACUCCGUAGUGCUCUUGGUGGCGGUAAUGAUCGGCUUCGGCAAGGGCCUGCGGACGGUGUUCAUGGCGCUGGUGAUCCCCACCCACGUGCCGCUCCACAAGCUGCCCGGGGCUACCGGCAUCCAACUGCUCACGGCCGGCAUCGCGUAUCUGGUGUUGGGACCUAUUGUUGGUUGGAUAAAAGACAAUGCCUCGACAGCUGUCACAUUACAUUGUUUAAACAUAUUCACGUGGCUCACAGCUCUCUCGUGGGGCCUUGAAAAAUACAUCAGAUCGAAGCAACAGCCCGUAACUGUAACCAAAGAAGACAUUAUUAAAACAUAAUUAAGUAAUCAUAAAAU